This is a messenger RNA of Periconia digitata, 1183 nucleotides long. The record is from the annotation of a GenBank genome assembly. Lineage: Eukaryota; Fungi; Ascomycota; Dothideomycetes; Pleosporales; Periconiaceae.
UUGUACAAUACUAUCAAUGUCCGCGCAGACGUCUACUUCUAUCAAACCUUUCAAGGUUUCGAUCCCUCAAAGCGACCUGGAUGACUUGCAAACACGUCUUCGCCUGACCCGAUGGCCGGACAAGGAGAUAGUUACCGAUUGGUCUCAGGGUGUUCCUCUCGCCGUCAUUCAAGAUCUCUGCGAUUAUUGGCAGAAGAUGUAUGAUUGGCGAAGAUGUGAAGCACUGCUUAAUUCAUACCCCCAGUUCACAACCAGCAUUGAUGGCGUGGAGAUUUAUUUCCUGCACAUUCGCUCAAAGCACGAGGAAGCUCUCCCUUUGCUACUUACUCAUGGCUGGCCCGGUUCGGUUCUGGAAUUUAGACAUGUAAUCGACAAACUGGUGGAUCCUGAAACUCACGGCCGCUCUUCCAAGGACGCUUUCCAUCUAAUCAUCCCAGCACUCCCAGGCUAUGCAUUCUCCGGCAAGCCAGUGGAGACGGGAUGGGAUUACCAUCGUACUGCUCGUGCAUGGGCUGAGUUGAUGCAGCGACUAGGCUAUGCAGACAAAGAAUGGGUCGCUCAAGGCGGCGACUGGGGCGCCCACCUUGUUGCAAGCCUGGGUCAUCAAGCACCAAAGGGAUUGAAGAGCGUUCAUAUGAACUCCAUCUUCCUCGAACCGAGGAAAGAGAUCCAAAUUCCAUCACUUGAUAAGAAAGGCGAGGAACUAGCAAUGCAUUUUCAGCACAUUCGGGACAAGACACACUGCGGUUACUCACUUCAACAAUCCACGAGACCGCAGACUCUUGGCUAUGGGCUUGCGGACUCACCAGUCGCGCAAGCUGCCUGGAUUUAUGAAAAGCUUAGAGACUGGUCUCAUCAUGAUGGGAAUGUAGAAACGGUAUUCAGCAAAGACGAGAUGCUGGACACAAUUAUGUUGUACUGGCUCUCUAAUUCCGGGACGUCAUCUGGUCGUUACUAUUGGGAGUGCAAAGAUAUAACAACCGGGUAUACUAUUGAUAUGCCGGUCGGCGUAAGUUGGUUCCCGGGCGAUACGAGUUAUGGUCCGAAGGAUUGGUGUGAACGGUACUACAAAAACAUCGUGCACUGGAGGGAGAUGAACUCGGGUGGUCAUUUUGCUGCUUGGGAGGUUCCGGACCUUUUUGUUGAGGAAAUAUUCGAAUGGAAGAACAAGAUCAUGUUAUAG